CUACACAGCCGCUCUGCCCACCGCCUGCUGGACCUCUGCUGUGCCAACCGGGGCACCUUCAUCAAGGUGGGGCAGCACCUGGGCGCCAUGGAGUACCUGCUGCCUCCGGAAUAUACCCGCACCCUCAGCGUUCUGCACAGCCAGGCUCCGCCCACUCCGCUGCCCGACGUCCUGCGCGUCAUCCGAGAGGAGCUGGGCAAAGAGGUGAAGCAAGUCUUCGCGCACUUCGAGGAGACGCCGCAGGGCGCGGCCUCAUUGGCUCAGGUGCACCGCGCGGUUCUGAAGGACGGCAGGACGGUGGCUGUGAAGGUUCAGCAUCCCAAGGUUCAGUCUCAGAGCUCCCGCGACAUCCGACUCAUGGAGGCGGCCAUGGUCUCCGGGUUUCCCUUCCUCAAGAUUCCCAGAAUCCAUUGGGAGCUGAGCACGCGGCGGCUGCUGGUCAUGGAGUACGUGGAAGGCGGGCAGGUCAAUGACAAGGAAUACAUGGAGCGGAACAAGAUCGACGUGGAUCAGGUGUCUCGGGCUCUGGGGAAGUUGUACAGUGAAAUGAUUUUCGUCCACGGCUUCGUGCACUGCGACCCCCACCCCGGGAAUAUUCUGGUCCGGCACAGUGCAGAGAUUGGGGGGCCGGAGAUCAUCCUGCUGGACCAUGGACUGUACCAGAAACUAAAUGACACCUUCCGCCUGGACUACUGCCGGCUGUGGCAGGCUCUGAUCUCUGUGGACAUGGAUGGGAUCCGCACAUACAGCCAGCGCAUGGGGGCCGGGGAGCUGUACCCCCUCUUCGCCUGCAUGCUGACUGCCCGCUCCUGGGGGGCCGUGAAUCGGGGGAUCGAUCGCGGGCCGGCCGGUAAGGAAGAGGCUCAGGAGAUCCGCAGCAAUGCCGCCUCGUACUUACCUCAGAUCAGUCAGCUUCUAUCCCGUGUCCCCCGUCAGAUGCUCCUCCUCCUGAAAACCAACGACCUCCUCCGAGGGAUCGAGACCUCCCUGAGCACCCCGGCCGGGUCCAGCUCCUUCCUCAGCAUGUCCCGGUGUUGUGUCCGAGCUCUUUCCAGGCAUCGGAAGGCCUUCUCCUCGUCUCUCUGGUCUCACGCUCACAUCUUCAUCUCGGAGUCGGCUUGUCUGGCCCACCUCCGGCUCUAUGAGCUCUUCCUCCAUGCUCAGUCCUCCUGGGUGGGGCGCCGGCUGACCCGCCUCCUACACUGGAUAUCACAAUACAUCUACUGAGAGGACAUGGAGGCACAACAGGCAGCGGCAAUGGUGGCGGGACUCGCGGGGGC
This is a messenger RNA of Nanorana parkeri, 1280 nucleotides long. It is a transcript of the gene ADCK1, whose product is annotated as aarF domain containing kinase 1. The annotation marks the transcript as partial. NCBI's taxonomy places the organism in Eukaryota, Metazoa, Chordata, Amphibia, Anura, Dicroglossidae. Gene Ontology annotation, cellular component: mitochondrial inner membrane. Gene Ontology annotation, molecular function: ATP binding; protein kinase activity. The record is from RefSeq and is a predicted model, not a curated record. The transcript is spliced from 8 exons. Gene Ontology annotation, biological process: lipid homeostasis; protein phosphorylation; mitochondrion organization.